Molecule: messenger RNA, 826 nt
Organism: Rosa chinensis
Lineage: Eukaryota; Viridiplantae; Streptophyta; Magnoliopsida; Rosales; Rosaceae
Product: protein RSI-1
Exons: 2
Coding region: 83-367 (94 amino acids)
Source: RefSeq, a predicted model, not a curated record
ACCUACUCGAUCAUCAUUCGUUGAAACCACAAACCAACCAUAUCUCUAUCCCCUAGUGCUUUGUGAGAAACACAAGUAAGCAAUGGCAGGACGUCCGUACACCUCCCUCCUGCUGCUGCUUUCUCUGCUUCUUCUAGUCACACUCUCUCCUGUGGCUGAGGCUUACACCAAGCUUCGUCCUCAAGAUUGCAAACCAAAAUGUACGUAUCGGUGCUCGGCGACAUCGCACAAGAAGCCAUGCAAGUUCUUCUGCGAAAAGUGCUGUGCCAAAUGCCUUUGUGUACCUCCAGGAACUUACGGCCACAAGCAAGUAUGCCCUUGCUACAACAACUGGAAGACCCAAGAAGGAAAACCCAAAUGCCCCUGAUUCAAAUUCCUUCCGCGGCCCCAAAAUUAGUAGUAAUAAAGCAUACAAUUGCUUCCAUUUCUGCCAUUAAUUAAAGUCUAGUUUUAUGAAUCAAUUAUGGCAGCAAUUAUUGUUUUCAAUUAAUUACCACUUUAGUGUUUGCUACCCUCUAGGCUGUAAAUCCAUCUUACACCCAGAUUAGGCGGUGCAAUAUACUGUGGCUUUAUUAUUUUUUCUUUAUAACUUUUGUAACUUCUAUAAAAAUGAAAAUAGUGUUCAACUACUUGUUUGGCCUAAACUCUAGGUUACUUGAUCUAGUGGUAAUAGGGUUAGAAUUAGAGAUAAUAUCAGAGAAUCUUGGAGAUAUCCAAUCAAUGUAAUAUUAUGUUUCUUUGUACAACUCUUAUUCGAUGCCUUGUAAUCCUCUCUAUAUAAAGAGACUCAUAUUAUCAAUGAAAGUACGACUCAAUUAUCUUCCAA